Molecule: messenger RNA, 1104 nt
Organism: Colletotrichum higginsianum IMI 349063
Lineage: Eukaryota; Fungi; Ascomycota; Sordariomycetes; Glomerellales; Glomerellaceae
Product: Iron permease FTR1 family protein
Exons: 4
Coding region: 1-1104 (367 amino acids)
Biological process (GO): iron ion transmembrane transport
Cellular component (GO): plasma membrane; high-affinity iron permease complex
Molecular function (GO): ferrous iron transmembrane transporter activity
Source: RefSeq, a predicted model, not a curated record
AUGGCUGUCGACGUUUUCUCCGUGCCCGUGUUUCUAGUCGUCUUCAGAGAGUCGCUGGAGACCGUCAUCAUCGUCUCGGUUCUGCUCGCGUUCCUCAAACAGACACUCGACGGGCCCAACAGAGAUCUGGCCGUGUACAAAUCCUUGCGUAGACAGGUUUGGCUCGGCACGGGAAUCGGGUUCCUAAUAUGCCUGAUCGCCGCGGCUGCCGUCAUCGGCGUCUUCUACAAGCUCGGCCGUAACAGCUGGGAGUCACACGAGCUGUAUUACGAAGGCGCCUUCUCCCUCGUUGCCGCCAUCAUCAUCACCAUCAUGGGUGCUGCCCUCCUGCGCAUCGGCAAGAUGCAGGAGAAGUGGCGCGUUAAGCUCGCAAAGGCCAUGGAGACUCCCGUCAAGACCGGCGUCGGCCGGGGAUGGCUAAAGCACUUCGCCGAGAAGUAUGCCAUGUUCAUCCUCCCUUUCAUCACUGUUCUUCGGGAAGGUAUCGAGGCUAUCGUCUUCGUCGCCGGCGUCUCCUUCUCCGCCCCGGCGAGCGCCGUGCCGCUUCCGGCGGUUGUUGGCUUGCUUGUCGGUGCUUUCGUCGGUUAUCUCCUGUACAAGGGCGGCUCUACCGCCAAGCUGCAAGUCUUCCUUGUCGUCUCGACGUGUCUCCUGUAUCUCGUGGCGGCCGGCCUCUUCUCCAGAGCAGUUUGGGAUUUCGAACAGCAAGAGUGGAACAAUGUUGUCGGCGGCGACGCUGCAGAGCUCGGGAAUGGCCCGGGCUCGUAUGACAUUGACAAAAGCGUCUGGCAUGUCAACUGUUGCAGCCCGGAUCUGAACGGCGGCGGCGGUUGGGGCAUCUUCAAUGCCGUCUUCGGCUGGACGAAUUCCGCGACGUACGGCUCCGUCAUCGCCUACAACGUCUACUGGAUCUUCGUCAUCGCAUGCUUCUUCCUCAUGAGAUUCCGCGAGAACACAGGCCGCUGGCCGCUGACGAAACCCAAAGCUUUCCCAGAGGGCGACAGACGCGUUUCUGAUGACCACAGCGGGAGCGAGGAACAAACUGGAACGUCUGAAAAAGACAAGGGCGCAGCUGCCACGAAGACUUUCACCACUUCUUCUUGA